AUGCCCGUCGCUAAACGCGGUCUCGUCGCCCCACAGAACACCUUCCUAGAGAACGUCAUCAGACGAUGCAAUAAUGCAGACACGUCAUUCAUUCUCGCCAAUGCACAAGUGGUCGACUAUCCGAUUGUCUACUGUAAUGACGGUUUCUCAAAACUUGUUGGCUAUUCACGGGCGGAAAUCAUGCAAAAGCCUUGCUCAUUGGCAUUUUUGCACGGCGAACAUGGUGAAGCAUCGAAUUUCGUUCGGAUUCAAGAAGCCCUCGACAAUGGUCGAACUGAUCAGGCCGAAAUCGGGCUCUGUAAAAAGAACAAGACGCCCAUCUGGCUGCUGGUACAUUUGGCCCCAAUCAAAAAUGACAAAGACUCGGUGGUUCUAUAUCUUUGCCAAUUCAAAGAUAUCACUCCUCUCAAACAACCGUUGGACGACGAGAAUAACAAAGGUAUGUGA
Haemonchus placei is the source of this 447-nucleotide messenger RNA. Lineage: Eukaryota; Metazoa; Nematoda; Chromadorea; Rhabditida; Trichostrongylidae. The record is from the annotation of a GenBank genome assembly.